Molecule: messenger RNA, 1108 nt
Organism: Dioscorea cayenensis subsp. rotundata (Guinea yam)
Lineage: Eukaryota; Viridiplantae; Streptophyta; Magnoliopsida; Dioscoreales; Dioscoreaceae
Product: MADS-box protein JOINTLESS-like
Exons: 9
Coding region: 194-850 (218 amino acids)
Biological process (GO): positive regulation of transcription by RNA polymerase II
Cellular component (GO): nucleus
Molecular function (GO): DNA-binding transcription factor activity, RNA polymerase II-specific; protein dimerization activity; RNA polymerase II cis-regulatory region sequence-specific DNA binding
Source: RefSeq, a predicted model, not a curated record
UUAAACAAAAGGUAAUCCUCCAAUAGAAAGAUAUGUACACAGGACACUCAGACAAACACCAAACAAAAAAACAAUAAAAGUACAUAAAAGACCUCCUCCCGGCCAUUACUUCAUCACCUCUCAAGCAACCCCAAAUUAGAUCUCAACAUAAACAGAGAAGGGGGUUGAUUGAUAGAGUGUGUCAGAGUGAUCAAUGGCAAGAGAAAAGAUAAAGAUACGGAAGAUAGACAAUGCAACAGCCAGGCAAGUGACGUUUUCCAAGCGGAGGAGAGGGUUGUUCAAGAAGGCACAGGAGCUCGCCAUUUUGUGUGACGUUGACGUUGGCCUUAUCAUCUUCUCCCCCUCUGGAAAGCUCUUUGAAUACGCCAGCUCAAGCAUGUGCGAGAUUCUUCAUAAACAUAGUACACAUGCUGAAGACCCUUUGAAGCCAAGCCAACAAGCUCUUGACUUUCUUACAGGCAAUGGUCCCGAUGCGGGUUUGAAGAAAGAAUAUGCUGAUAAAAUGCGUCAGUUAAGACAAAUGAGAGGAGAAGACCUGCAAGGACUAACUUUAGAGGAGUUAAUGCAUCUUGAGAGAACAAUUGAUGUUGGAUUAACUCGUGUGCUACAAACGAAGGAACAACAAAUAAUGGAACAGUUAAACAGACUUCAGCAAAAGGGAAUGCAACUCCUGGAGGACAAUCAGAAGCUAAAAGAAAAGGUGGAGGGGAUGUGCAUGACUGAGAAGCAGGCUUUGAUUGAUCAUGAACCAGUGAAUGGCUCACAUGAAGAUGGCCAAUGUUCCUCUGAUUCAGUUCCACAACAUUGUGAUCACACUUCUGAUACAUCACUUAAACUUGGCCUACCAUGAUUCAACUGGAAGUGAAGAAGCAUAUAUGGCCAUGAUGGUGGGAGUGGCAUCCAUAUCCUUUAAAAGUAAUUACUGCAUAUGAUGUCUGGUUUUUUAGUAGUGAAAUGACUUAAGUGGUACUCCAUUUAUCUGCAAUUUGAAGCAUGUUUCAUUGGUUGAGGACAAAGUGGGCAUCACUGUUGCCACAAAACAUCUCUGUCGGAGAAUUUAUGACCCUUUGAUAUAAGUGAAACUAUUGGUACCAGAGCGUUGAAUUAA